This is a messenger RNA of Alosa sapidissima (American shad), 1765 nucleotides long. RefSeq names its product WD repeat domain 12 (gene wdr12). Lineage: Eukaryota; Metazoa; Chordata; Actinopteri; Clupeiformes; Clupeidae. Gene Ontology annotation, biological process: maturation of 5.8S rRNA from tricistronic rRNA transcript (SSU-rRNA, 5.8S rRNA, LSU-rRNA); ribosome biogenesis; maturation of LSU-rRNA from tricistronic rRNA transcript (SSU-rRNA, 5.8S rRNA, LSU-rRNA). Gene Ontology annotation, cellular component: PeBoW complex; preribosome, large subunit precursor. Bases 162 to 1430 code for a protein of 422 amino acids. Gene Ontology annotation, molecular function: protein binding. The record is from RefSeq and is a predicted model, not a curated record. The transcript is spliced from 13 exons.
GCUUUUACGGUACGCAUACACGUGAACUGAACGUGUAACAAACUAGCCACAUGGUCCGACUGCUGUAGGAUUGAAAGGGACCACUGUAACUUAGCUUAAGAUUCCUUUCAAGAGUGUGAACAGUUUUGUUGAAAACAUUUGGGGUUUUUGGCACUCACAAGAUGGCGCAGUUACAGGCGAGGUUUUUCACUGAGAAUAAAAAAUAUGUUGUAGAUGAUGUCCCAUUUUCCAUACCGGCCACGUCAGAAGUUACAGAUCUCAGCAACAUCAUUAAUAAACUACUGGAAUCGAAAAAUGCCUCACAUAGUCAUGUUGAUUUUGACUUCCUGGUCCGGGGCCAGUUUCUCCGAACAUCACUGGCUGGUCACAUGGAAGCAUUUGACAUCUCAACAGAAGAAGUGGUGGAGAUUGAGUAUGUGGAGAAGUUCACAGCACCACAACCAGAAGAGUGUGUGAUGCACGAUGAUUGGAUCAGUUCUGUAGAGGCCGACCCAGAAUGGAUCCUGACAGGCUCCUAUGAUAAGACGGCACGCAUCUGGUCACUGGAGGGCAAAGCAGCCAUGACGGUGGCAGGCCACUCUGAGGUGGUGAAGGACGUCGCUUGGGUCCGAAGAGAUGGCCUGACCUCACUCCUCCUCACGGCCUCCUUGGACCAAACGGUUCUGUUGUGGGAGUGGAACUCGGAGCGGAACAAAAUCAAGGCUCGUCACUGUUGCCGUGGACACGCGGGCAGUGUGGACACAAUUGCAGUGGACCCAACACGGACAAAGUUCUGCAGUGGAUCCUGGGAUAAGAUGCUCAAGCUGUGGUCAGCAGUGCCUACAGAGGAGGAGGAUGAGGUAGAGGAGCCUAACAGACCCCGGAAGAAGCAGAAGACAGACAAACUGGGAUUGACACGGACGCCCCUCAUGACGCUGUCAGGACACACAGAGGCGGUGUCGUCGGUGCUGUGGACGGACAGCGAGGAGAUCUGCAGUGCAUCAUGGGAUCACACCAUCAAGAUGUGGGACGCGGAGACAGGCAGUCAGAAGAGCAACCUGAUGGGCAGUAAGGUGUUCAACUGUGUGUCCUACUCUCUGCUGUGCCGGCGGUUGGCAUCGGGCAGCAGUGACAGACACGUCCGGCUGUGGGACCCCCGUGCCAAAGAUGGCUCUAUGGUGCUGCUGUCCUUAACGUCACACACUGGUUGGGUGACUGCAGUGGACUGGUCUCCCAGCCAUGAGCAGCAACUUGUGUCAGGCUCCCUGGACAACAUCGUCAAGCUCUGGGACACCAGAAGCUGCAAGGCGCCCCUGUAUGACCUGGCUGCUCAUGAGGACAAAGUGCUGUGUGUGAACUGGACAGAGAGUGGGAUAAUCCUGAGCGGCGGAGCUGACAACAAACUUUACACAUACAAGUACUCCUCCGGUGUCACGGACGCUGGCGCUUAGCAACGCCACGUGGAUGCAAGUCGCCAGGGUGAUGAUCUGCCAUUUUUUCCAUCAUAAUCGCUGGCCCACAAUAAAGGAUCAGACCCAUUUUGGGUAUAAAUGUGCCACUAUAACCUGGACUAUGCACCAAUUGGGCCUGAGUCUGAUGUGGACUUUGGAUGUGGACAUUCAGAAACGCCUCUGACACCGGACACAGUAGGACGUGUGUGUAAUGCAGCCUGAGGAUUUGGUCUUCAUGGUCUUAAAUGUCUGGAUUUCAUAUUGGUUCAGCUUCUGUGUGUGAAGUCAAUGGUCUGAUGUCAAUGCCACAAUAUAAAUACGUUUUCUAAUUCUAA